Messenger RNA from Stomoxys calcitrans (stable fly), 1447 nucleotides. RefSeq lists its product as uncharacterized. The coding region runs from base 1055 to 1447 and encodes 130 amino acids. The transcript has 6 exons. The record is from RefSeq and is a predicted model, not a curated record. Lineage: Eukaryota; Metazoa; Arthropoda; Insecta; Diptera; Muscidae.
UGGGUAUGAGUUUCUUGCUGAUGUCUAAGACUCGUGGUUUAUGUGGAUGGCUUGAAACUGGGGCGCUGUUGAAGAAGAGGUCAUAAAACUCCACCGAAAUGAACUGUGACAAUGACACCCAUUGCCACAGCACCACAAACUGAAGGCAAUUCAAGGAGAUCGCUCUUGUGUUUGAUUGUGUAUGUGUAUGUGAUGCUACCUAGGAGUUUCCAAAGAAGUCAAACACCAUUACUCGUCCAUCCAGCCAGCCAUCUACAUACAUUCAUUCAUUCAUUCGCUUAAAGUCUAUGUCACUUCCUGUAAAUGAAAACAACAACCGUUGUUGGCCCCUUGCCCUAACUUCAGUUGUGCUUAAAUGUGGUUGGCUAGGUGUGUGUGUGUGUGUGUGAAGCGCUGAGCAUAUCAAGUCCACAGCCAGAUUUGAGAUUUGUGAGUGCUUCUCACGAUAAUCAACCUUAAAUAGAAAUGACAUAAUUGCAUCAAUCUUGGCGGCACAAAACAAAAACAAAAACACACACUAUUUUCCAUUUCUCUGUUUCAAAAAAACACACACACACACACACACAUACACACAAACAAAGCAAAAGGAGAAUGAAUAAAAAAGUAAUGCCAUAUUGGCAACAAACAAAAAACGAACGCGACAAGAAAUAUCCCCAACACAAGACUAGUGGAGAAAAAACUCAGCAAUAGAAAAUCCUAUGAAAAUCUUUUUGUUGUUUUACCUCCUCAACCCCGUCAUCUGUCUUUUUCUUCUUUCGAGAAGGGAGAAAAGCAUAACAAAUCGUCCCAAUAAAAGCGAACAAUGCGAGCAUAUGAAGAAGAGUACAAAAAAAGCAGAGGAAAAACAGCUCGUCUCUACCAAAUGAAGCAACACAAAAUAUUCGAACAGAAAACUCUCGGAAAGACAGACAAGCAACAAAUUGAAAGAAAACCCCCCUGGAAGAGAUUUUCCUUAUGCUGUUGCCGUCAAGGGAACACCAACAAAUGAUAGCCUCUCGGGCAAGAUUACGUUGCGGAUUUUUUGCAUCAUCAUCCAUUAGUUUUGAUAACUUACAUGGUCCCAAGUUCAGCUGGAACCCGCUUUAAAGUCAAAAUCCAAGGAUUUUUAUGCAAUAUCUGCCCCACAAAUCUCAGCAACAGUCAACGAGACCUCAGUCUGGUGCAUUCAUGUUUUUUUGCACCGAAAACUUAUACCGAUAGUGGACGAAGCCUCUCUUAUAUCAAAAAGAGGCACAGCUGUACUGCCAUAUUCAAUCGUGGUAUUUUUGGAAGACUUGUCCAAAGGCCGGCAUUUUCAUAUCCACUACCACUGAUUUCUGCCCUGCAUAAUGACUGGAAAAAUCGGGAGGGAUAUUUCCACAUUGGCCUCGAUUCUCCAAUUUUCCAUAAACUGGUUUACAAUAUGGUGAUGGAUCUUAGGAAGAACACGAUCAAUAACACAGCGUGA